Molecule: messenger RNA, 1720 nt
Organism: Erpetoichthys calabaricus (reedfish)
Lineage: Eukaryota; Metazoa; Chordata; Cladistia; Polypteriformes; Polypteridae
Gene: gnb3a
Product: guanine nucleotide binding protein (G protein), beta polypeptide 3a
Exons: 9
Coding region: 287-1309 (340 amino acids)
Biological process (GO): G protein-coupled receptor signaling pathway
Cellular component (GO): cytoplasm; heterotrimeric G-protein complex
Molecular function (GO): signaling receptor complex adaptor activity; protein binding
Source: RefSeq, a predicted model, not a curated record
CCCUUGCCCCCCCAUCUCUCUCUCUCUCUCUCUCUCUUUAUCCUCUGUCACAUCUGAUCUCCUCUACUCAUCCCUACCAAUUCCCCGUUGUUCUCACAGCCGUAACAGUGCAAGAGACUGGGAGACUAGCAGGGGGAGUCAACCAAAACAGUACAACAACUUCACUGGAAGAGAAAAAGAAAGAAACGACACCCAAAUAAGUAAGGUCCUGCACUGAGGUUUCUUCCUUCUACUCUGCACUGAUAUCAGAUUUUGUCCCAACUGACUGGCCUAAAGAGACGUGAUAAUGGGAGAGAUUGAGCAGCUCCGUCAAGAGGCAGAAUCACUGAAGAAACAGAUUGCUGAGGCCCGUAAGGCUGUGGCUGAUACAACACUUGCGGAUAUUGCUGCAGGAAUAGAAGUUGUUGGACGAAUUCAGCUGAGGACAAGAAGGACCCUACGUGGACAUUUAGCUAAAAUAUAUGCAAUGCACUGGUCAACUGACUCCCGGCUGUUGGUCAGUGCCUCACAGGAUGGCAAACUCAUUGUCUGGGACAGUUACACUACCAAUAAGGUCAAUGCCAUCCCUCUUCGCUCCUCUUGGGUCAUGACCUGUGCUUAUGCUCCAUCUGGGAACUUUGUGGCUUGUGGAGGGUUGGACAAUAUGUGUUCUAUUUACAAUCUAAAAACCCGUGAGGGAAAUGUAAAGGUCAGCCGUGAGCUAGCUGCCCACACAGGUUAUUUGUCCUGUUGCCGGUUUCUGAAUGAUAAUGAAAUUGUGACUAGCUCUGGUGAUACUACCUGUGCAUUGUGGGAUAUUGAGACUGGAACACAGAAGACAGUUUAUACUGGCCAUAGUGGAGACUGCAUGAGCCUGGCAGUAUCACCAGACUUCACCUUCUUUAUUUCUGGGGCUUGUGAUGCGACUGCCAAACUUUGGGAUAUCCGAGAGGGCUCCUGUCGACAGACAUUUUAUGGGCAUGAGUCAGACAUCAAUGCUAUUUGUUUCUUCCCAAGUGGCCAAGCCAUUUGCACUGGUUCUGAUGAUGCAACUUGCAAACUUUUUGACUUGCGUUCUGACCAAGAGCUGAUCGCAUUCUCACAUGAGAGCAUCAUCUGCGGAAUUACAUCUAUUUCUACUUCUCGGAGUGGGCGUCUCAUCUUGGCUGGUUAUGAUGAUUUCAACUGCAACAUCUGGGACACACUAAAGGCAGAACGUGUCGGAGUGCUGUCAGGUCAUGACAACAGAGUCAGCUGUAUCGGUGUGACUGCUGAUGGCAUGGCUGCCGCCACAGGAUCCUGGGACAGUUUUCUUAAAAUCUGGAACUAAGACGACAAUUUAACAGGACAACAAAUCAGAAACGGAUGUCGUCUAUCACUAUUAAUCUCUGACUGAAAAUGGUCAAAGUUUGCGAAGAAUGAAACCAUAUUCCUGCAGUCCUCUUGGCCAGUAAAGGUCCAACAACCUGACUGCAUAGUUUAGUGAAGUUGAGAUGUAGAAUUGAUGACAGAUGCUUAAAUGAUACUUCUCUUUUUUACUGUAUAAGUUUCUUUCUUGACCAAUGUACAUUUAUGCAUCUGACCUUCUACCCUCACUUGUCACUUCUGCGUCAAUUUCCAACUGCCAGUUAGAGAUGAAAAAAAGGUUAGGAUUUCAAAUGCAUUGGAAUGAUGUAGUUGUUCAAAUGUAGCUGACCAGUUGUGUGGGAUUUUAAGUCUGGCAUUAUAAUUAUUUUUAUUU